AUGCGGUGGCCCGGCGUGUCGCUCUGCGGGCUGCUCUGGAUGUGGCUGCCGCUGUCCUGCGGCCGCCCCGUGAAGAUCGACAAGCUCAAGGCAGACACCAAGAACCUGGCCCGGACCCUCAUCGCCCGCAUCCAGGAGCUGCAGCUCUUCCCCCUGAACCUGAAGAUCAGCGGGCUGGAGUUCAUCCCCGGGGAGCGGGCGCCCGAGGGCCUGGCCGCCGUGGACGAGCGGCUGCAGGGCUUCCAGCGGGUGCUGGCGGGGCUGCCGGCGGGCAGCCUGCCGCUGGCGCAGAUCGCCAACGACAUGGAGAACCUGCGGAGCCUCCUGGCCGCCCUGGGCGCCCACCUGGGCUGCGCCCUGCCCCGCGCCGCCGGCCCCGCCGCCGCCGGCCCCGCCAGCCUCGCCGACGUGCUCGCCGUGUCGCCCUACACCGCCGCCGGGCUGGCCCUGGCGCGCCUCCGCGCCUGCCUCGACGGCAUCGCCCGCCACCUCGACGGCCUCCAGAGCUGCUAG
This is a messenger RNA of Rhea pennata, 513 nucleotides long. RefSeq names its product leptin (gene LEP). Lineage: Eukaryota; Metazoa; Chordata; Aves; Rheiformes; Rheidae. Bases 1 to 513 code for a protein of 170 amino acids. The transcript is spliced from 2 exons. Gene Ontology annotation, cellular component: extracellular region. The record is from RefSeq and is a predicted model, not a curated record. Gene Ontology annotation, molecular function: hormone activity. Gene Ontology annotation, biological process: signal transduction.